Quercus robur (English oak) is the source of this 1484-nucleotide messenger RNA. RefSeq lists its product as uncharacterized. NCBI's taxonomy places the organism in Eukaryota, Viridiplantae, Streptophyta, Magnoliopsida, Fagales, Fagaceae. The record is from RefSeq and is a predicted model, not a curated record. Gene Ontology annotation, molecular function: glutathione transferase activity. Gene Ontology annotation, cellular component: cytoplasm. The transcript has 3 exons. Bases 163 to 1386 code for a protein of 407 amino acids.
UCACUCACUGCCACUGUUUUCUUUUCCAAAAUGUUGCAGCAAGUCAUCAACUAAACAAACACUAGUCACUCCACUAGUCCACUGCAACUAAGGUGACAAAGCAGCAAAAGUGAAGAACCCCCAACAAGUCCCAUAUCAUAUCAAUCCAUCAAUUUUCAAAACAUGCCCAACUCUUUGCUCCUCAUCUCCCACCUCCCCAUUAUUCCACCAACACACACAACCCCACGCCACGUCAGCCCUAGAAUGUCCCUCAACAACAACAACAACAACCAAACCCCAAAACCCCCAAACCCUUCUUCCCUUCUCACCUCCCUCCCAAAACUCCUCUGGGGCCCAUCUCUCCCUCCUGGCCUCUUAAUCUCCACCGUCCGUACAGCAUGGCACUCCACGUGGCAGCUCAUGAUGUCUCAGCUCGCCCCCUCCGAUCCCUCCGGCAGUUACUCUAGACCCACCUCCAAAUUUCGCCACGUGGCAACUACCCAGUUUUCCCGCCAAAACCUUCACCUCUACGUGGGCCUACCUUGCCCAUGGGCCCACAGGACCCUCAUAGUCCGAAACCUUAAAGGCCUCGAAGAAACCGUUCCUGUCUCAAUAGCCUCUCCAGGCCAAGACGGCUCCUGGGAAUUUAAGUCUAGUUCAAUCCCUGGCCUGGACAAGGAUACCCUUAUCCCGGGUAAGGAUAGUGCAAAUGGGUGCAAAAAUUUGAGAGAGGUUUAUGGGCUUAGGAGAGGUGGGUACAAUGGAAGGACCACAGUGCCAAUGCUUUGGGAUGUGCAGAAUAAAGAAGUUGUGUGCAAUGAGAGUUAUGAUAUUAUUGAAUUUUUCAAUUCUGGAUUAAAUGGGUUGGCAAGUAAUCCGGGUUUGGACCUCUCACCAUUGGAAUUGAAGGGAAGGAUCGAGGAGUGGAAUCGUGUAAUUUAUCCCAAUGUUAACAAUGGAGUUUAUAGAUGUGGAUUUGCUCAAAGUCAAGGGGCAUAUGAUACAGCAGUGAGUGAACUGUUCAGUACACUGGAUAUGUUAGAUGAUCACUUGGGUAGGUCUCGCUACUUAUGUGGAGGUACACUCACCCUUGCAGAUAUAUGCCUGUUUACCACUUUGAUUCGGUUCGAUCUUGUGUAUAACGUUCUGUUCAAGUGCACCAAGAAGAAGCUACUAGAGUAUUCCAAUCUUCAUGCCUAUAUGCGUGACCUUUACCAGAUUCCUAAGGUUGCAGCAACUUGCAACUUUACAGCAAUUAUGGAUGGUUACUACAAAACACUUUUUCCUCUGAAUCCAGGCAGCAUUCAACCUGUCAUGCCUUCAGGUUGUGAGCAUGAGGCCCUCUCCAGGCCUCAUAACAGAGAAUCAUUGUCGUCGACAGAGAGUAAAUAUGCACAGGUUCAGUAAAUAUACAUAGGUUCAAGUUUCAUAGGAGCUAGUUCCAAGUUCGGACAGAGUUCAUUAUAAUGUUGUUGGUAUUCAGUUAUACGUAAUUUCUUGUAUCA